Messenger RNA from Sturnus vulgaris (Common starling), 1524 nucleotides. The record is from RefSeq and is a predicted model, not a curated record. NCBI's taxonomy places the organism in Eukaryota, Metazoa, Chordata, Aves, Passeriformes, Sturnidae.
GGAUGGUUCUGUUCCCUGCUGUUCCUGCUGCCAGCUUCUUUCCCCAAAAAUCCCCUGUCUGGAGGACAUGGUGGGGGCUCAAGGAAAUCUCUCCCUCUGAACAAUGAAGAUCUUAGACCCUGGCUAACCCUGAGUCCUGCAAACCCUCUGUGGAUCCUUCCUGGCUGCUCUGGAGCAGAUGCUGAGGCUCUCUAGAGGGAUCUCCAGUCACUCCCAGUGCCUGUGUGAGAGCAGAGGAAGCUCCCAGCCAUCGUGUGCCGAGCCAUGCUGGGCAGGAGGAGCCGCCUGCCCCCCGAGCUGGGCAGCGCUGGGCAGCGGGGACAGCCGUGCCAGGAGCCGCUCAGGGCUGGGGCAGCCGGGGACAGCGAUGUCAGCCUGGAGGUGCUCAGUGGCUCCACGCCCGACAGCAAAGGCGGCCGCGCCCAGCGGGACAGGAAGGGCCGCAAGGCCGAGCUCAAGGACUCCAACGGCCGGGAGGCAGAGACCAUCACCUUCAUCUCGGGCACUGCCGAGGCUCCCCCGGAGCAGAGCCUCUGCUGCUCCUCCCUGUCUCAGGCCUGGAACACGUACAAGGCUGUUUUCUGUUGCAUAGUGACGUGUGGGGGCUGCUUCCAGGACUGCAGUGUCUGCAUUCCCUACCCGGGGCCUGCUGAGACCUCCACGGAUGAGGGGAAGAACGGAGACUACAACGGGAGACUCCCCAACAGCCCCACCAACACCUCUCCCGCUGAGAAGAACGGGAACCAGAUCAAAAAGUCCAGCAUGGGCAGCAGUUUCAGCUACCCAGACGUGAAGCUGAAGGGCAUCCCUGUCUAUCCAAACAGGAGCCCCAACCACCACCUGGAGUCUGACUCCUGCUGCAAGGAGCUGCUGGAGAAGCCCUUCAGGAACAGCAUGGAGAAGCCCCCUCUGCCCAGCAGCCACAGGAGCUCAGAGGAGUAUUACUCCUUCCACGAGUCGGACGUGGACAUCAGCGAGCUGAACGGCUCCAUGUCCAGCAGGCAGAUCGACGUGCUCAUCUUCAAGAAGCUCACGGAGCUCUUCAGCGUCCACCAGAUCGACGAGCUGGCCAAGUGCACCUCGGACACCGUCUUCCUGGAGAAGACCAACAAGAUCUCGGACCUCAUCAACAGCAUCACCCAGGACUACAACCUGGACGAGCAGGACGCCGAGUGCAGGCUGGUGAGGGGCAUCAUCCGCAUCAGCACCCGCAAGAGCCGGGUCCGGCCCCACAUCUGCACCCCGAGCCACGAGGAGAGGAGCAGCAGGGGCAACGCCCCCGACAGCGGCAACGAGACCAUGCUGGAGUCCAUGGUCAUCAGCCAGGACGAGCUGGCCGUGCAGAUUUCGGAGGAGACGCCAGCAGAUGUGAUGGCCAGGAACAUGAGGAGGCACAGCAGUGCAGGCUCUCCAGCCAGCAGAGAUUCCUCUUUCCAGGACACAGAGACUGACUCGUCUGGGGCUCCUCUGCUCCAGGUGUACUGUUAAAGGACCUGAGCAGCAGGGAGGCAUUCCAGGGCUCUG